This is a messenger RNA of Brugia pahangi, 5232 nucleotides long. The record is from the annotation of a GenBank genome assembly. Lineage: Eukaryota; Metazoa; Nematoda; Chromadorea; Rhabditida; Onchocercidae.
AUGCAUGGUUGUGGAAGUGAUAACGAGCAAAUAACUGACUAUAGUGAUAUGAUUGUUGCUGAUUUGGUGGAACCUAUUGCAGGAGAAUCGGAAGAACAUAAGAUUCGAUACCGAAGUUUGUCGAAAUCUGGUGGAGAAAAACUUGUGAUUCUGGACGAUUCAGUUACAAUUCAGGAAUAUCCAUCAGGUGUAAUUCGACGUAGACUUACAGCAGAUUUUGCAUUACUAGAUGCAUUUUGGUGUGAAUUUCCGAACACUUCUGCUGAUGUCGAUCCAUUGCAUGGUGUUUGUCUUAUUGGACACAAAAAUCUUAUAUUUGCUUCUGAUACUGAUUGGAUUUCUUACACAAUUACACUACCGUUCACUGUAAAACGCGUAUUUCGAAGUGCAUUAGGCUUGAUUUUGCAACGAACUGCCCCAUUACCGUCAUCAAUUGCGAAUUUCCCACACUUGUUUUCAUUGUCACAUCCGUACUGCGAGAUAUUACCAAUAAUAUCAAAAAAUAAAGAUUCAGAGGGUUCUUCACAUUAUGUUUGGGAUAGUACCGAAGUAGCAUUAUUAGAAGCAUUAAAUGAUUGUCAACUUUUAUUAACUUACUCAACGACUGCUCGAGUUCAUUCGUUGUAUUGGAUACGAAAAGCAACAAAAGCGGAGUGGAAAUGUGCAGCAAGUAAGGCGGAAAGUGUUGUCUCAUGUAAUACAACACUUACACCUGUUGGUCGAUCAAGUCAACUAUCUACACCGCAAAUGGGAAGUCAAUCAAGGCAUCGUUUUGGCAAAAAUGAUUCGUUUGCUGAUGAUGUUUGGGUGACACCUCAAACACGAUCAGUUCGUACACGAUCCAUGACUGCAGCAGCUGCACUAAUACAGUCCUUACCUUUUCCUACUACAAGUCCUGCUCAGCGAUCUUCAGCGAACCGAUCAGUCACAGAUUCUCCGAUUUUGCGCUUACGAGGAGGAAGUGCACAUACCACGCCUCGCCUUAGUUCAUUUUGUGAUGAUAGUAUUAUUUCCUUAAUUGAAACUCGUGGUUCAGAACUCGAUCUUCUGGCACCUGAGAUUUGUAUGGAAUGUAUAUGGACUGAACGACGUCAGGUAGAUCCUGAAACAAGUGGUUCUGCAACUACUGCAUUUCUUACUGAAGAUUUUAUCGGUCAAAUGUAUAUAUGUUUUUAUGUAGCAGAGCAAAAUCUCUUAAAAUGUGUUCGGGGAAAAAUGCAUGAUGAAGGACGAAUGACUAUAAGUUCCUUUACUACAAUUCCGUGUAAAGGAGCUGCAGAUGUCAAGGGACGAAAAAUGAUGGCAGUGAUUGAUCUCGAUGGUGCUGUGAUUCUUUAUAGUGGUAUUACUCGUAUCGGUGCUUUAUAUGGGAAUUAUGACUUUAUAAACCUCAAAGAAUCUUCUGCUAACAAUCAAGACAUGCAAGAGCAUACAAUCACUCGCGGUCUGUCAAUAUGUGCUCCAGUUGUUGAAUUGCGUACUGCUUUUGUAGGUCAUAUAAUCCUAGAGACACAGAAGCAUGAAUUGGUGAUGUGUAAGCUGCCGUCAAUUGCAUCCUCACCUUUCGUUGCUGAAUGCCUGUCGCAAGUUUGUUCAAAUUUACCAUUAGAUAAAGCAAUGAAACUGUCGUCAUCUUGGUGCACGAGUAAUACUUCUGGUCUGUUAGAUCGCUAUUAUGAUAAUCGCAUUGCUGCAGAAGUUGCUAUGUUCGUACAGUUCCUUUUUGUGCAAUGUGGACUUCACAUUCAAGAUUUUCCUGUUUUUCGCGAAAUAAACUUACUUCGAAGUCGAUGUGAAGAAGAAGUGCAUGAAAAGAAAAAGCGUACUGAACAUUCUAAGCAUAUCGGUAGUUGGCAGAAAAUGAAGCAUCUCUGUGUCAGCCGAUGGUGGAAUUUUGAUAACGCAGAAAAUAUUGCCCCAAAAUGUUAUAAUGUUACAGUUAACGAUGGCGGCAAUUUGCAUAAUUAUUCUUUGGCGAUAUUUUCCGGAUUACAUGCUAUUUAUGAAUCGGCUAAAUUGGAUAGGCGCACAGUUUCGUUGCUAUUCAUUUUAGCAUCAUCACUACAUGCUUUUGCUCAGGUUUUUGAUCUAAAGAGUUAUGGUGAUUACUACAGAAAGGACUUUUCCAUAUUGUCUAAUCACAAUUUCAAAAUUUUGGAGGGUGGACGAAAAGUGCUUCAAACACUUUUAAUGAGUUCUCGUUUUUCACCGGAACGUAUACCAUCAUGGCAUGAUAAUUUGUUGCGAUUUUUGGACAACAAGAGCCAUCUGACAUCAAUCACAUCAUCACAUUUCUUUGCACCAAUUGUAAUUACAAUUGCUAUUGGAUUGAAACGACUGGAAAAUAUUGUUGACGUUCAGAAAGUUCUAGGAAAAUCGUACGAGAAGAAGCUACGCUUAACCAAGGCUGAUGCGGAACAGUUUGCAACUAUUCUGGAUGAAAAUUCUUCAGCAGUUGAAAAAUGUGAAAAAUUGGCUCAGUUGUUCAAAUUAACGAAAUCAUCUUUGUUAGAUUUGCCACCAGCGGUUGCUAUAAUUUUGUGUGAAUUACUUUAUGAGCAAUCAACAAAAACUUUGCACUUUCUUACGCCUGCAGUACAUCAGAAAGAUCGAAGCCAUAUGCCGUCUGAGGAAGAAAUUUUUUUAAUUACACGACGACGAUGGAAACACGAUUUGCGCUGCAUUAAUGUAAUACAAAUGCUUGAUAGUCGGCGUCCAAUUUUUAUACCAUCAAGUAAUGAAACUCUUUCGGAAGCGAGUCAACGUGAAAUGGCUGAACGUCUUCUGAAAUCCUUUAGUAUGCGUAAUAUAACUCAUGCUUUUGGACGUUCAGCUCUCGAUUUUCGAUCUUUUUCACCUCCCCUCAGUCGACCACGUGCAAUACCACCACUUAAUCUCCAAGGACGAUUACAUCCCUCGAAUACACCAAUUGAGCUAUCACAAAGUGAGUUGGUCAAGCCGAUGAUCAAAUGGGGUGCUUUUUACAAUGCUGUAGCUGCUGGAUUAUGUAUUGGUGAUUCGGAUAGUUUACAUCUUGAUAGUGAAUGGCUUGCGAUGAGUAUUAAUAAUUUGCAAGGUCCAGAAGCUGCUGGUUUGAUGUACGCAUUUGGAUUGAAUGGUCAUAUAACAAGUAUGAAUUUGUUUACCAUACAUGAACUUUUGAGUAGUGGUGAUCCGGUAAUGAGCAUUGCAAUCUUGCUUGGAUGUGGUGCAAGUCGGCGAGCAACUGCUGAUGUACAGAUGUAUAAAAUGAUGGUAACACAUUUACCAUUCAUGAUGGGUCCAACAUUACUUGAACUGCAUAUCGAUACAAUGAUUCAAACGGCGGCACUUGUUGCACUCGGCCUUCUCUUUGCACAAUCAUCACAUAUGGGUAUCUUAAGUCAGUUAGUCAAUGAGAUAGGUCGACCUGCGUGUCCGGAUUCUGAACCACCCACUGAUCGAUACUCUUAUGCUCUUGCCGCGGGUUUUGCCAUUGGUCUAAUUGCUCUGGGACGCGGAGAAGAUUUGUCGUCGAGUGUCCCGUUUGUUGAACAAUACCCUGCAAUAGCAUCUAGACUUAUCGUCCUAAUGGAAGGUGGAUUACGAUCACUAUGCGUAUUUCCUUCGACUUCUUCGGAAGGGCCUUCAGGACACGCUACUACUUCCUCAACUUUUUCACAGUCAAAUCAUGUUCGAGAAUCCGAAAAUGUUAAUCCACACUUGACAGCAAGUCCAGCCGCCGUCGCUUUUGGUCUAAUGUAUCUUCGAACAGAGAAUAAAUGGGCAGCAGAAAGUUUGAAAAUCCCUGAAACAAUAUCGGCGAUUGAGGAAAUUCGACCUGAUCUUAUUUUACUGAGGACACUUUGCCGACAUCUUGUUUUGUGGAAUGAAAUAACGGCUUCCAAGCAUUGGGUGGAAGAAUCAGUACCUCCAAUUGUGCUAAAUUAUAAGCAGCGUUUGUUCAACGAACAAUCGAAAGCUGUCAUUGAUGAUGAUGAGGAGGAAAACUUACGGAUGCUAGAAAUAGCGGUUGAUAAGCAAACAAUAGCUCAGACUUACCUGAAUGUCGUAGCUGGUGCCUGCUUUGCAAUGGCUAUUCGUUUUGCAUCGACAUGGAACUCUGAAGCCUUCAAUGUAAUCUGGUAUUAUAUAAGAUUGGUUUUACCAGCAAGUGAACAACAGAUUUGCAGCAAGCUAAAUCUUGCCGCCGGCGUUACAGCUUGCCUGAAUGUGCUUGGUACUCUGGUUAACUCUCUGGGCAUCCUUAUGGCCGGUAGUGGAAACUUACAAGUGCUACGUCUUUGUCGAUUACUUCGCACACGUGUAACAUUACCAGAAGCGUAUCGUGAUAAUACUUCACAUAAUUUGUAUGCUGCUACAAACACAGUAAUGGGAAUGCUAAUGCUUGGACGUGGGAGAUAUGCAUUGAAGACAGAUGAUUUAUCAGUUGCUGCACUUGUUAUUGCAUUCUUUCCAGUCAGUCCUCAUGCGCUUAGUGAUAAUCGGACCUAUUUACAACCUCUUCGACUACUUUGGGUAAUUGCAGCCGAGGAACGUUUGUUAUGCUCCAUCGAUGCAGACACUGAAGAACUGGUAGAGCUCGAGGUUGAAAUUACAUUUAAGGGAUCUAAAGUUAUAUAUCCUGAUGUUCUCAAUCUUCGUACACCUUGUAUUAUACCUGAGUUGAGUUUACUAAACAAAAUUCAGAUUGGUGGGCAGGAAUAUGAAAAGCGGAUUUUUGAUUUGAGGCAGGAAUCAGACAAGCAAAAACUGGAGGAGAUUCUGAAAAGGCAACAUGGACGGAUGGUAGUAAACUAUUUAGGGCAGAAGGAACAAAAAAUUGUUGUUGCAACAAUAAAGCAAAUGUGCAGUGCUGAAGAUGAUCCGAUGUUAAUGUCAAUAUGUGAGCAAGAUUUACUCAAUGCAACGCAAAACGAUCAAAAUUUCCGACAAAAAUUCGAUUUUAAUCUACCGGAAACAACUAGUGAUAUAGAAAAUAUUGAAGAACCAAAUCUCUCUUCUUUCGGAUCCUGGAUACGAAAUUUUCAGCUCGAUAAUGGUAGCAUUGCAGCUUAUGACUACGCUUUAUCAUUUGUUAAGGAUAUGCUCCAAAAAAAUCCUCCUCGUUUUGCGCGUACUCAGUACGACUUGCUGGAUGCAUUUCUCGAAAGAAGCCUAUUUGAUCAAAACGAUGAAUGGCCCAUCCGUUCAAACGUUAUCCCUAAUGAGCUUGUCACAUCAUUAAUGUAA